This is a messenger RNA of Daucus carota subsp. sativus, 1900 nucleotides long. RefSeq names its product AP2-like ethylene-responsive transcription factor TOE3. The record is from RefSeq and is a predicted model, not a curated record. NCBI's taxonomy places the organism in Eukaryota, Viridiplantae, Streptophyta, Magnoliopsida, Apiales, Apiaceae. Gene Ontology annotation, molecular function: DNA-binding transcription factor activity; DNA binding. Bases 323 to 1648 code for a protein of 441 amino acids. The transcript is spliced from 10 exons. Gene Ontology annotation, biological process: regulation of DNA-templated transcription.
CUGAAACUCGUUCGGUUAACACUAACUCCAGACAAAUUACCCCUUCGUUUCCUCCGGCAGAGACACACCAAGACAAGACAUGUUUCUCUCUUUUAUAUAAUCCUAGGUACAACAACAUCUGAUAUCUCCACAACCGGCCUCAACAAUAUCUUCAUAUUCUCUUCAACCUUGUAACCCUGCCGAAACAUCUCCCCCUUCAUAUUCCUCCUCCGUUUCACCUCCAUAUACAAACAAAACACACCUAUAACAACAUUUCACUUCCAUUCAUUCACCACAUAUAUAUAGCAGUAGGUUUACAAAACUAUAUGCAGAGGAAGUGAUCAUGCUGGACUUAAAUCUCACUUAUUCACCUUCGAAUACGCAAGAUAGUGACAAGCUUCCUCUCAAAAGGUCCGAUGAGUCCGGAACCUCAAACUCAUCUGUUGUCAAUGUUGAGACCUCCAGCAAUGAAGAUUUUUUCUCGAAUCAAAACAGAUUUGUGACUUAUAAGUUUGAUAUAUUGAAAGCGAGUGAUCAGCGUGGUACGUUUGAGGAGAGGUGUGAACAUCGAGAAGGCACGAUGCAGUUCUUUCCGAGGAUAGCGGAAGAGAGAUCAGUGGUGGUGAAGCAGCAAGAGGCGCAGCCAGUUAAGAAGGCUAGUAGAAGAGGACCGAGACCAAAGAGUUCACAGUACCGCGGUGUUACUUUUUAUCGCAGAACAGGACGAUGGGAAUCACAUAUUUGGGAUUGCGGAAAACAAGUUUAUUUAGGGGGAUUUGAUACUGCACAUGCUGCAGCUAGGGCAUAUGAUCGAGCUGCCAUUAAGUUCCGCGGGACUGGUGCUGAUAUCAAUUUUGUUGCCAGUGAUUAUGAAGAGGAUCUUAUUCAGAUGAAGAACUUGACAAAGGAAGAAUUUGUGCAUAUACUACGACGACAUAGCUCAGGGUUCUCCAGGGGAACUUCAAAGUACCGCGGAGUAACCCUACACAAGUGUGGCCGAUGGGAGGCUCGAAUGGGACAGUUUCUUGGCAAGAAGUAUAUCUAUCUGGGGUUGUUUGACAAUGAGAUUCAAGCUGCUAGGGCUUAUGAUAUAGCCGCUUUAAAAUGCAAUGGCAGGGAAGCAGUCACUAAUUUUGAUCCAAGCACAUACUCUGAAGAGUUGUUAAGUUGUGAAAGUGACACUGGAGACAGCAGCCGCAAUCUGGAUUUAAACUUAGGUUAUUUUGGGGAUGUCCGUAUUGGAAACAGAAAUGUUGAGGUUCAUGAUUUCCCAGUUUACUCGAGUGACAUCCCUGAGGCGAGAAAAAAUAUGAAUGAUAGAUCUGCUUCUGAAAAAAUCGGAACUCAGUUGCCUGUUAUGUCUCAGCAUCCUUCUCCAUGGAGUGGUGUUAAUUCAAGUUCCUAUACCUCGUAUGAGCAGGACAAGGCAAUAGAGAAAAGUAUAGAAGUCAAUUCCCAGCAAAAAUUUGGAUGGCAUAUCCAGGGACUAUAUGGUGGAUCCACUCCAGUGCCACUCUUCUCUACUGCAGCAUCAUCAGGAUUCGCUACUGCACCCACCACUGCUUCAUCAGCUGCUGCAUAUCAAUCUCAUUCGACCGUCGCCUACCAUCCCUUUGCAGUAUCAGUGCCCAAUGCUAAUGACUCAACCCGUUACUACAAUAGAUCCUAAAUUCCGUUACUACAAAUGCUAAAUUUUACAGGGUUGGUGAAAACAAACUAGUUGUAAUAGAUGAUGUUUCUGUAUCUACUAGACCUUUGCAUUCUAUCACUAGUCUAUGUUAUGCAAUUUAAGUGUGCAACUCCCCAGUGCUAAUGGUGGUUAUAGUAGACUUGACCAGUAAUGAGACCUUUUUUGCCUCUAUUGAAAUUUUAUAGAAUAGUGAGACAUUGCAUCUCUUAAUUUGAUCUUCUUCUGACAUUA